AUGGCAGCCAUGAUCAGUCGUGUAUGGUCCGCAUUCAGCCCGCCGCAGGUGCCCAAACAGUCCCUUGUCGUUGAUAACCCCCUCAAAUCUCAUCCCGAAGUGAUGGUCCAAGCUGUUGCGGCGCGUGACCGAUCAAAAGCAGAAGCAGUCGCAAAGUCGCACGGUAUCUCAGAAGUCAAGAAUUUACAUCAAGACAUUCUCGACGACCCCAAUAUUGAUUGCGUCUUCAUCCCACUGCCAAACGGACUUCACUAUGAAUGGGCCAUUCGUGCGAUCCGUGCUGGCAAGCAUGUCCUCCUGGAGAAGCCUUCGACUUCAAACGCAACUGAAGCCAAGAUUCUUUUCAACAUGCCCGAGCUGUUCCAACCGGAUGCUCCGGUGAUACUCGAAGCUUUCCACACCCGCUUCUACCCAUCUUGGAAUCUGUUCAAGUCUCUGAUCGAUCCUGCAGAUGUGGUUCAUGUCACUUCAACCUCCAUGAUCCCCUGGUGGGCCUCCUCCAAAGACGACAUACACUUCAACUACUUCAUCUCUGGCGCUACCAUGAUCAAAUGCAAAACCCUCCAAGUGCACCAAAACGGCAGUCUUGCGAUCGAUGCUACAAGCAGAAACUACGAUGUCAACACCGAGUGCAACUCUGAGGAGAAUGGACAGCAUCCGGCUAUCGUUGCGGAGGGAGUUGCAACUGGCCAGCAGCGAUCCGACCGAACAAAUCUUGAUGUGUGCAUCGAUCCGAUGUCCAUGGACUGGAUAGAUUAUGUUGACGAUAUCUUCACGAAUCCGGAGCAGUGGCACUUCGACCCUCAGGAUCUCGGCAUCGAGAACGGCAGCCUGGGCGACAACACCCUUGACUCAUCAUAUGCCGUUUCACCCGAUCUUGUGAGCGAGAUGCCUGAGCCAAACAUACAAUAA
Molecule: messenger RNA, 912 nt
Organism: Aureobasidium vineae
Lineage: Eukaryota; Fungi; Ascomycota; Dothideomycetes; Dothideales; Saccotheciaceae
Source: the annotation of a GenBank genome assembly